AUGGUUUAUAAUUUCACGAUGCCACGAGAGAAGAAGCCCGCUGCUACAGUGAAGAAGAAUCGGACGGUGGAGGAUAUAGAUGAGAAGAAAAUAAUGAAGAUGUACUGGCAUAAGAAUAUGUUCUUACGGGUUCUGAAAGAGGUGCAUCCUAACAUUGGUAUUACUACCGGAGCCAUGGAGGAUAUGAAAAAUAUCAUAAGCAACAUGAUGUUGAAGCUUGUUCAAAAAUCUUACGAGGUUAAUUUACGACGUAAGAAGAAGUCAAAAUUGUCUGUCAAGGAUAUUAUGUUCGCUGUUAUGGAAGUCUUUCCUCCACAAAUGGCCAAACUUGCCCGCACAGCAGCUCGCAAAGCUCUAACCAAUGACCGUGUCACCAAUUUGGCUGAUAAAAUGGAUCGAAUGUCUAUCAAUAAUGACGACGCUGUUAUAGAAGCCUUUCCUCCACAAAUGCCCAACCUUUCCCGCAAAGCUCUAACCGAUCAUCAUGUCACCCAAUUGGCUCAUAAAAUAUGGAUCGAACUACGUCUAUCAAAUAGUAGUAAAUAG
This is a messenger RNA of Trifolium pratense (red clover), 546 nucleotides long. Its product is annotated as histone H2B-like. Gene Ontology annotation, molecular function: protein heterodimerization activity; structural constituent of chromatin; DNA binding. The record is from RefSeq and is a predicted model, not a curated record. Gene Ontology annotation, biological process: nucleosome assembly. NCBI's taxonomy places the organism in Eukaryota, Viridiplantae, Streptophyta, Magnoliopsida, Fabales, Fabaceae. The transcript has a single exon. Gene Ontology annotation, cellular component: nucleosome. The coding region runs from base 1 to 546 and encodes 181 amino acids.